This is a messenger RNA of Salmo salar (Atlantic salmon), 1213 nucleotides long. RefSeq names its product aquaporin 12 (gene aqp12). NCBI's taxonomy places the organism in Eukaryota, Metazoa, Chordata, Actinopteri, Salmoniformes, Salmonidae. The record is from RefSeq and is a predicted model, not a curated record. Gene Ontology annotation, cellular component: membrane; cytoplasm. Gene Ontology annotation, biological process: transmembrane transport. Gene Ontology annotation, molecular function: channel activity.
CACACAGACAGCAAACGGAGCAACAAGUCAUACAUUGUGUGAGCAGAACCAGCAAGGUGUAGUAUCAUCUGUGAACCUAACUAUGUCUGGACUCAAUGUCUCCCUUGGUUACUUUCUCACUGUUGUGGUGUUUGGUGCAGCCUUUAGAAUCCUUUUCAGAAAAUGGCCUCAUUUGAGCGUUGCAGCAGAGUUUCCAGCCUCGUUUGUGCUGGUGGCAUGCUGGUUGGAGGUGCAGACCAUUAAAGAGGUGGGCGAGUGGGCAGGAGGACUGGGUCCGGACGUGACUCUAACCAUACUGUUUUUAGUGCUGCUGACCCAUGGUGUGAUCUGUGCCGGAGCCACUGGAAACCCCUCCCUGACUCUGAUGAAUUUCCUGCUGCUGGAGACCCAUACUCUGCCCACUCUGCUGGCUCUGGCUGCUCAGUUCCUGGGGGCACACCUGGCCCUGCUUGGGGCUGGCUACUACUGGGCCCUGGAGCUUAAUGACAUGCACAUGAUUAAGAACCUGAUGUCAAGGGAGUGCAGCACAGCCCUGCGUGUCUCCCUGGUGCAGGGGGUCUUUUCUGAGUGUGUGUGUGCAUUCAUCUUUUAUCUGAUAUACCUCAGCCUGAAACGUCGCUCUGCGCUAAUUCGGGUUCCUCUCGUUGCAGCUGUGCUCACCUACUUCUCCCAUUCAGCCAGUAAUUAUACCAUGGCUUUCCUGAACCCCUCCCUGGCCUAUGGCCUUACCUUCUACUGUCCCGGGUUCACCUUUACGGAGUACUCAGUGGUCUACUGGCUUGGGCCCAUUUUUGGAAUGACCCUUGCCCUUCUCCUGUACAUGGGCCACAUUCCCAGGAUUUUUACCAAGAACCUGCUGUAUUCCCAGAAAACCCGCUUCCGGGUGCCAAAGGGGGAGGGAGAUAAAAGAAAGUGAAAGAAUAUAAAAAUCAUCCACCUCAGCUGAGGCAAUAACAGACCGAAGAGUGCAUUAGGAAUGCAAUGCUCAAGUUUGUUCUGAUUGGGAUGUUUCAUUAUGCACUGAGCACUAUAUUCAACAGCUGAUUCUCUCCUUAGGUUAGACUGACAAAAAGGGGUGGGCUAUAGAAUAAUAAGAUCUGUCCAUGUAUGAUACAAUUUUAUAUCUCAUGUACAACUUGUGUUCUUUCAGAAGUAAUACAUCAAUUGAAAAUAACUAUUUUAAAUAAUCAUGUGUAUUAAACAUUUAACAUUG